ACAUGUGUGAGGCCGACUGCCAAGCUCUUGACACGUGGAAGCCGGAGAACACGGAGCUCGACUCAAUGACCAUGGAGGCCUACCUUCGGUCCAGGGGCGCCAGCUCGGCGGCUCUGGCAUCGGCCAUGGUGUGGACGCGAGCCAUGCUGGGGCAGGACCCCGUGGACGUUUCGGCCUUGUACUUUCUCAACUACUGCAAGUCCGGCGGCGGCCUGCUGCAGAUGCGCUCCGACCGCAAAGGCGGCGGUCAGCACCUGCGAGUCCGCCAGGGGACGCAGUUUUUCGCCAAGUCCAUGGCUGCCCAGCUUCCCGAGGGUACGGUCCGUCUGAACGCUCCCGUCGGUGCAAUCGUCGGUGAAGACGUGGGACGGGAAUUAAAGGUGCAGACUGCAGGUGGUGUCGUCUACUCGGCUCGCAAGGUCAUCACCACCGUCCCGGGCCCUGCGCUGCAGAGCAUCUUGUUUCACCCUCCCCUGCCCCCUGUGAAGCGGGUCUGGGCCGAGUCCCUCAGCUACGGCUACUACACCAAGGCCAUGAUGCAGUUUAAAACACCCUUUUGGGUCGAAAGGGGCUUCUGUGGCCUUGCCCAAUCCUUCAUCGGCCCUGCCAGUGUCGUUCGAGAUACUUCAAGCCCGGCGGACGACAAGCACAUCUUGACGUGCUUUAUGGCAUCGGAUCCGGGCAUGGCCUGGUCGAAGCUUGCGGCCUGCGACAAGAAGCUUGCCUUGUUGCAGCAGCUGGGCAAGCUCUUUGACGUGAGCAAUCUGGCGGACCAGUUCGCGUCGCUCAACCUGUACGAGUGGAGCGACGACCAGUGGGCUGGCUGGGGCUGCCCGUGCACUGCACUUUCUCCGGGCGUGCUCGACACGCUGGGUGGCGACGGGCUGCGCGCACAAGCCGGCAACCUGCACUUUGCUGGCGCCGAGACUGCCGGCGAGUGGAAGGGCUACAUGGAGGGUGCCGUUCGCAGCGGUGAGCGUGCCGCUGCCGAGGUCAUCAGAGACCUGAACGCAGGUCUUGUGUCCAAGCUGUGAGGUUGGAAUCUUGACAACACAGCGCAACUGAAUGGGGGGCUUACUUUUACUUAUUCGGC
This is a messenger RNA of Pyricularia oryzae 70-15, 1093 nucleotides long. Its product is annotated as flavin-containing amine oxidase. The annotation marks the transcript as partial. Lineage: Eukaryota; Fungi; Ascomycota; Sordariomycetes; Magnaporthales; Pyriculariaceae. Gene Ontology annotation, molecular function: oxidoreductase activity. The record is from RefSeq and is a predicted model, not a curated record. The transcript has a single exon.